Symbiodinium sp. CCMP2592 is the source of this 4452-nucleotide messenger RNA. NCBI's taxonomy places the organism in Eukaryota, Dinophyceae, Suessiales, Symbiodiniaceae. The record is from the annotation of a GenBank genome assembly.
AUGGCUGAUCGUGCUGUUGGCCCGCCUCCGGGCUUCGAAGACGUGGGCUCGACCGAGCCACCUGUGGCGAUGCCGCCAACACCUACCUUUGGGGGAAGUGAGAAGCCGGAGUCCGACAAGGACCCCAAGUCCGGCGAGGGAAGUGGUGAUCCUAGCCACACGUUUUCUGACAGAGAUGUGAAAGGUGCCGAUGACGGGCGCCACGAGGGAAGUGCCACUCAGCGAGAGUGGCCAAGCGGGAAAGACACUACCCCGCCGGGGAAUGGCGGACCAGUGUCACACGGUGAUCAUGGCGCUACGGCUCCGAGAGCGGAUGGCAGCGACCCUUGGCAAGAUGGAAGAGAUCCGUGGCACAAGGGCAGCCAAGAUGCCCAGUGGAACUCUGGGUGGAGCGCCACGACGGCGCCCACCGUCAGCGACGACGGCUGGGGAAGGAGGUCCCAGCGCGGUGGCCGCGAUUGGGGUCGCUGGGGCGGCGGCCAUCGCGACGACCAUCGAGGAUACGAUCAGGGAGGAUAUCACGACGGUCCCCGGGCAGAUGGUCGAGACCGCUGGCAUCGAGGACCCGAUACCGGAGGACACCGUCAAGGAACUCCCUGGGCGGAUGGUAGAGACCACCACCAUCGUGGCUAUGAUUCAGGACCGCAUCAACCCGUGCUGUGGACAGACGGAUGGGACCCGAACGCGAGACUACGAGAACACGGAGAUCUCACCCGGUGGAACGAAAGCGGGGCUCUCCACCGUUGGAACGACGGCCACCCGCCGAGCUCUGAUCCUGGGUGGUCAGACAGCCGAGCCUAUGAUGAUGGAUCCCAGACUGGUUGGAGUGGAUGGCACGGCUACGGGGAGCAAGUUGCGGGGCCCAGGCCGACCGAGAAGGUGACGGUCCCCACGUUCACGGCAGAGGACACCGAAGACCUCGGCAAUUCAGCACGCUCUUAUUUGCGGCAGAUCGAAGUUUGGAAGAGAAUAACGAGGUUGCCUGCAAACCAGUUGGGGUUAGUUCUCUACCAACACCUUGGUGGAAAAGCUUGGAUUGCUGCAGAAGAACUGUCGGUGCCGAGACUCAGUUCAGGUGAAGGCCUGCAGUACUUCACAAGUUGGGUUGCAGCUCGUUUCCUAGACCUUGAAGUCGCCCGCAUAGGACGUGCCUUUUCAGACUUCUUCCGCAAGCUUCGCCGACGACCAGGUCAGACCAUCCGGGAGUAUAACACCGAGUACGAUCGACUCCACGGUCGCCUGAGGGAGGUCGGCUGCUCUCUCCCGGAGGAGUGCGCUGCAUGGUUGUACCUGGACAGAUUGCAGUUGGAUGAGCCACAAGAAUUGAAUCUGCUAGCGAGUGUCGGGAACAGAUACAGCCUUCACCACUUGCAGCAUGCAGCAGUGCUCCAUGAUAGAGGGCAACGCAAACCCUGGGAAGCUGGGAAUGCCAGGCCGCGUCGGACGAACUUCGCCCACAUGACGGACCACGACUACGACACCGACGGCGAGGACCCUUUUGACGGCGAGGAUGGAAUACCGGAGGACGUGGCCGAGGCGUUCAUGACUUGCCAGUCGGCCAAAGAGCGCUACAGGGCCCAGCAACGGGGCCGUGGAACCACGAGUGGCGGAGAAAGGGGAGGCAAGCCCGACGGGCCGGGCGAUGAGCGCAAGCCUGGUGAGACCAGGGAUUCGGAUCGCGAGGCCAAGCUGAAAGCUAUGAAGGCGAGGAGCUUCUGCGGAGGGUGUGGACGAAAGGGGCACUGGCACAAGGACGACGCCUGUCCUUUGAACAAUAAGCCGGGCGCCCAGCCGAAGAGCGACGGCAGCGCUAAUGUGGCAAUGACUACGGUGCUCCCUGCCGACGUCUACACCCUGAAGCACAUCCCCAGCAAGCUCCUCGGGGUGGCGGACACGGCGUGUGCCCGAACGGUGGCGGGGACCCAGUGGUUGCAGUCCUACGCGAACCUCUUGGCCGAGAUCGGCCAGAAGCCCACCUUGAUGAAGGAGUGCGAGGCUUACAGGUUCGGCACGGGCAAGGUCCACUACUCCUCGUUCUACGUGAUCGCGGCUUUCAGGCUGGGCGGCUACAACAUCCAGGUCCGGACCUCAAUCAUCACCGGGGACAUCCCGCUCCUCUUGAGCAAGACCGUGCUAGGAAAGCUGGGCAUGAUCUAUGACGUCCAGAAUGGGAAGGCCGAUUUUCGGGCAAUCAAACUCUACGACUACUUGUUGACGACUACCUCAUCUGGACACCCGGCUAUCCCGAUCGUCCCUGUCAAUUUGAUGCCCGGCGAAAUACAGAUCGAGGACCUACGACUCCAGCAGGCUGAGCAAUACAUGUCCGUCCUUGCAGUAGCCCAUCAAGCACCCCAAAUCCCGAAGUACUCUGGUAUCUUCUACGACAAGAAACUCGACCCCAGCACCCGUGACAUGCUGAGCCAAGAUCGUCUUCAACGUGAUACUUUUCUCGUGUGGUGGGAGAAGUGCAAUCUUGAUCGGGACUUCUGGUUAGAGACGCAGAAUAUGUGGGUCAGGGUGCAUAUGGUUCCUCGAAGGGCAAUGUUUAAUCCCUCAACCUGGCGUACGGGUUCUACGGUCCUCAGGGAUAUGCUCGUCUCCACAAUCGGCGCAGUUCGCAUGACAGAGUGCGUGUGUUGCAAGACUGGGGCAUGGAUAGAGUCCACGGUAGAUCAAUGGGAGCAUGGCCAAGUUGAUCAAACCACAUUCCCGUUGCUUUGGAUCGGCAGAACUGUGUUCUACAAAGGCAUGGACUCCGCGGAAUGCCGCGCCAAGGAGACGCCGAUCAGCCGGAUGACCAAGGCCCAGUUGCUGCAAGAAGCUCAACGUGUGGGGGCGGUCGUGCAUCCUACGUGGACGGUGAUAGAGCUGAGGGCGACGAUCCGAGACCAUGUUUCGACCUACGGGGAGAAGACGGCUGCGGACCAGAUGAAGGGGCUGAGCUCGCUUUGCCUCGCCGACCUGAGCAAGAAGGCCGCCGAGAUGGGCGUGAUGGUGCCGGACAGGGUGACGAAGGGGAACCUACUUCGUCUUGUGAGGUCUACGGUGAGUUCGACCGGAGAUACCAUCAUGACCAUCGGCCGAUGGAAGGGAAGCCUGUUCCGGGACAUCCCGGACUCCUACGGGAGCUGGGCAGUGGCGGAGACCGCCCGCUCGGAGAACUCGUCGCCGGAGCUCGUGAUGUACGCCCGCUGGUGGCAGGAGCACCAACACUCCAAGUCGAACAAGGUGAAGAUCUACGACGAGGACAGCGAGGCGGAGGACUCCAAGUGGAGCCAGCGGGCAGCGACCUCAUCGAAGGGGUCUUGGGACGAAGUGAGCCUCACCCCGACCAAGGGGUACACGGGCAAAGGGAACACGAAAGCUACGCCCAAGCGCCCCAGCAAGGACCUCAUCGGCAAGGACAAGAAGAUCAUGGACUCCCAGCCGGACCAGGACGUCCUCGACGAGAUCCAGGCCCUCGAGACGAAGCUGGCGCUGUUGAAGGACAAGGCGAGAGAUCGGGAAGUCUGCUGUUGUGGAGCUGUUCGUGAGCAAGACUGUAUUGCAGAGAGCGACUACGUCAGGGGAUACCGGAACAAGGCUCUGGGCUACAACACCAAUGCCGUUCCCGACAACAAAGGUGGAGGAGUGUGCGGACCCCUAGCUGCGGAGGCCUACGACAACAAGCACCACGAGCACUACGACUACGGCGCGCCCCGUGAUGGAGCGCGCGGCCUACGACAGCUACGCUAUGGCGACUCUUCUUUCAAUUGGGCCGACACCUCCUACAGAACUGCCAGCGCCUCCUCGAGAACACCCUGGACCACGAUGCGGUUGUCCAUUUCCUCAACGACUUUGGCAAGAAGUGCUUCGGCGAGAAAGCUACGUGACUUCAAUAUCGGGGCCCUCAACCACACGGUGACGUUCGGGCAGCGAGCUGGAGGAGAUCUUUGGUUGGAGGAGGACAUCGAUGAAUCGAUGAGAAUGCCGCCAACAGUAACGGAGAAGCCGUUGUCCUUCGAUCCCUUCCUGCGCCAUUCCACCGGAGCUUGGGACGGAGAUCGCUGGUGCCUGACCUACCACACCGUGCGGGGCAUCAAGGAGGUCGGAGGAGAGAUCAGAAAGUUCCUUCGAGGCUGUGGGUUUCCGUUGCCAAAGGCCCCGCGGGAAUCGAGAGGACCGAGACCAAAACCCGCAAAGAGCGAGCGCAAGAGUAUCAUGAAUGCAGCAGGGAAGCUGAGCGUGCUCAUGGCAACGUUUCUCGCCGCCGCCGGGACUUUCCUCAAUGAAGUACAGGACCCAGUCCCCGAGUACGACCCGAUCGUGAUGAUGGAGAUCGGCGGCUACGAGGGCACGAUCGAGGCGACCGAGCUGAACAAGGCGGUGAUCGAGCCCAUCCUUUGGCCGGACUAUGAAAAGCCCGACGUGCAGGAGAACGCGUACCACUUCGUGAAAAGGAGCCAGUCCUAA